Molecule: messenger RNA, 4182 nt
Organism: Rhizoctonia solani
Lineage: Eukaryota; Fungi; Basidiomycota; Agaricomycetes; Cantharellales; Ceratobasidiaceae
Exons: 5
Coding region: 1-4182 (1393 amino acids)
Source: RefSeq, a predicted model, not a curated record
AUGUCGUUUACCCCCCAACGGGCGGGCCCGUCCAAGGGAGCGUUCAGCACACCCGCGGGCAAGUCUGUGUCGACACCGACUGGGGCUGGAAAGUCCAUGUCCACACCGACGAGCCAGAGUAUCUGGAGCAGCGCUAGUCCCCAGACGAUCGCUCCCGCACGGGCCUCGUCUGCGCUCCUGCCUUCGCCGCCGAAAGAGUCGAGAUGGACAGAGCACAUUAUCCCCGAGGACACCGAGGAGGGCGUCAAGAAGAGCCGGUCUGACCUGGGCCUGUCUGAACCGUUGGCGCGCAUGGGCCGUAGCUCGCUGCCAGCCCCGUUUGAGCUCUCUGAUCCCCGCGACGACGAACAAGACGAGACUGUGCGCCCAGAGAUAGGCAGACAGGCCACCAAUCGCAAUGUCCGUAUUAUCCAGCGUCCCCAGUCCUCCCAUCUCCAGGUCCCGGCCCAGUCCUAUUCCCAACCUGAAUCACGCGGGACGACACCAAUGCCUCUUCGGCCUUCAUCCCAGCUCGGUCUCAUUACCUAUGGUGGACGUCCACGGAUCCCCCGGUUCAAUGCGCCUGGACUCGACUUGCGGCUGACGAGAGACCCGGGUGUGUGGUCAUACCUCAUCUGGCGCUUCGGUCUUCCCAUUCAGCUCUUUGCUCCCAUUGCGGUCCAGCUGUUCUUGGACUUUUGCUCGGUCUAUGUUGUUGUCCAGGCUGCUGCGGAACCCACCUAUGGCCGCAUCUCCAACCGUCAAAACUGGAGCCUUGCGGCUGCUGCCUAUUGCGCAUGUGUGGCCGUAUGGAUCGUUGGAAUCAUCAUUGUCUACGAGCUCGUCUAUAGCUUUUGGAGACGCUGGAGAGUCAAGCGCCCGGCCAUCACUCCCCUCUACCUCUCCACGCCUGGUCGACACUAUGCCUCUCUUGCAUCCUACGACGUCUUUUGUUUCUUCCGUUCUGUCCAACGGGCUGAAAUCGACUAUGUUCCCGAGGACGAACAUCCGUUUGAUCGAGAAGGUGCCAAGGGCCGAGCAGGGAACCGCAGUCGCGAUAUGCUAAGCAGCCGCUUCGGAGCGAGCGCAGAGAUGUUGUCCGCCCACAGACGAUCAGACUCGGGUGGGGAGCUGCUCCAGAUCGCCAGUCCAGCUGCAGAAUCAUCUGGGAUCGACAAGGAAGGUGUUCGGGGGGAAGGAAUCAGGAGACGUUCGGUCGGUCGCGCAGCAGGCGAAGACCUCGCCGGGAUCCAACCCAAACACACCCGCUCCCCAAGCGACAUGACUCAAUCCCAAACUCACACCCGCUCCCCAAGCACCCAAACCCGGUUCCAAGAACUCGUACACGGACCCGGCCACCCACCGCGCCACGCCCACAAACGCUCCCUCUCGCACGGCACAUCCGAAAAACGCUCGCCCUCGGACCCCAAAUCCAAACACCGUCGAUCGCUCUCGGGGCCCUUUACCCACCGACGCAGCAUGUCCGGCCGCACGAGCUCCGAAGUCGAACGCGCACUCGACCUCACCCCCGUCCAGUCCCGCCGCAUCGUCUCGGGGUCAUCGCACGGUUCGUCAAGCGUCGGCUUUAUGAUCGGCUGCAUCGGAAUCUUCCUCUCCCCGACGUCCCAGAACCGUGCCGAGCUGUGGUACGCGGCGAAACACCGCCUCGCCGAGUUCUUCUAUGCCCGCACCCAGUCGUUCCCGACGCUCAUCACGCUCUUGCCCCGCGCUGGCAUCUCCGCGGCCGCGCUCUUUGCGUUUUGGAAUCCGCCUGUUGGGGGUGGGGGUGUGGGCGUCCAGUUUCGAGAUGGCGCGUUUUUCCGCACUGAUGGGAGUUUGACGGGGUUUUCGAGGGGGACGUUGUUGGCCAAUGUCGUUGUUGCGUUGCUCCGGCUGUUGGUCAUCAUGUCGAGUUUGGUUGGACUUUGGGUGGUCAGUGGACAGGGAUGUGCGGGGUUGUGUGGGCCUAGGUAUCGGUGGGAAGAAGAAGGCGAAUGGGACGAAAAGGGCCCUGUUCCCGAACGCGACGAGCUCGGAUGGGAAUGGCGCGCGCACGCACGAGAACGUGUACAAGACGCCUACGAACUAUGUACCGUCCGACGCCAAUCCUGGAUCCCGCAACCUCCGACUCCCCAACCCCUCGCACACGCUCUCCCCGGCAUCCCAUCCGAAAAAGAUAAAGGCAAGCAGCCGGCCGAGUCGGGUCCGCCCACGUCCACACCGCGGCCCACGAUGGACACGUUUGGCUCGACGUUUGGUGCGGGCGUGGUCAAGGAGCGAAGUUCGGAUCAGGAGUUGGCGUUGAGUAUGCCUGGGGUACGGAUUACCCCGCCUCCUGUGGCUGGUAAAGCUAGUAGGCGGGCGCUGAGCGUUGAGAUGUUUGAGCCUGUUUCUGGUGAAGGAGAAGGAGAGGAAGGGCAAGGGCGAGGACAAGGGCAAGGGCAAGGUAAAAAGGGACUUGUGCCCCCCACGACGGUUCAUACGACCACCCCGUCCACAUUUCUUCCGUUCCCGCUUGCGCCAUCGAGUACGGCGACGACACCACGGACCAAACCACUCGUGUUGCAGUCCCCGCUCGUCACGGCCGUUCGACAGCGCGAGAUGAGCUCGUCGGGGCGUUCUGCUGCCGAGGGAUCUUCGACCGCGCGCGGAGCGUCGACGCCCAGGACCGGACCGAGCACUUCUACGUUGGACCAUACGACUCCCCGAGCAGCUACGAAACUUGAACUCGAGAGCGUGUCGAGUCGCGAAGUGGUGGAAGAGGGCGAAGAGGAAGAGCGUAGCGUGACACUCUCGUUCGAGGAGGACCAAAAUCCCCAGGAGGAUGAGGACGCGGAUGAGGACGAGGAAGAACACGGAGACGACAAGGACCGAUCGCAUUCUGCAGACAGGAGCUACGAUUCGUACGCGGACAAUUUCUCGCUUGGCGAGUACGCGCAUUCGCAGACGGGGAGCGGGAGCGUGCGGAUCCGCGCUCCUCCGCCGCCCGGUUCGGAACCCGACACGAGCGGCUCGUAUUCUGAGCACUUUGACACGACCAGCGCAUCGCUUUCGUCUCUCGGCCAACCCAUCUCGACGCGCUUCUUCCCCGUGUCGUUCCCGCGCCCUGGGGGCGGGUACAGUCCCGGCGGGAACUCGGGGUCUAACGGCGGCUACCCUACGGGCUCGUACCGCUCUCGAGCGAGCGCAUACACGAGUUCGCACAUUGAGAGUCCGCGCCCGCGCCGGUCGUCUGUCCAAGACUCGAUUCUCUCGCACGGUGGUGGUGGCGGCGGCGGUGGCGGGCCGGACUCGAUCUUGUCCUACGGCCACGACUCGCUCGUCUCUCGCUCGCACGGCUCGACGGCCUCGUUUGCUCCCGACGACUCGAUCGUGACGGGCUCGCACGGGCAGGACGAUUCCCUCUUGUCCAUCGCGCAGGACUCGCUCGUCUCGGCUUCGUCUCCCUCGCGCAGCCAGCGGUCCGGGUCCGCAGGGCUCAUCCCGCCCCCGCCUCCGAAUCCGAACCACCAGCGCCGACGGAGAGCAGGGACCGCGCCGAGCGUGAUUAGCGCCGAAUCGAUCGAAUCCCUCGGUGCGCUCCGGCGGCGCGUCGAGUCGCACACCGUCCGUCCCGGGAUCCCGGCCGAGUUUGGAGGAGGUAUGCACGAGGAAGGGUUCGAGGCCGAGCGGGAGGACAGUGUAGGCAUGCUUUCUGCGCCCUCGAGUCGGAAGAACUCGUUGGUCGCGAUUGGGCAGCGCGGGAGACGUGGGAGGGUUGCGUCCGGUUCGGGGUCGAGUAAUUCCAGAGGGACGGGGACGGGGACAGGAUCGUCGGGCUCGAGGGCGGUUUCGGGUGCGUCUGGUUCUACGGGUUCGCGAGCGGUUUCGGGUGGAUCGGCCAUGUCUGCCGGGUCGCGCCACGGACAGUCCGAAGAAGAAACGCAGGAUCAUACGUUUGGUAUUGGAGCGAGCAUGUGGAGACGCGGUACGACACCCCUGCGACAACGACACGACUCCGAGUCUCCGGUCCCUGAACACCCAGAAGCCACCGCGCAAUCGUCUCAUCUCGAGGCCACCCAAGGGUUAUCCACACAACCGUUCCCGAGACAUUCGCUCGGGGCGAGUUCGACUUCGGCCAAUCCAGAAGUCUCGACUGUCGCCGGGUCGUUUGUCACUGCCGCGCGCAGCUUUGUGUCCUCUGCCGCCACGGAGCAUGAUUAG